AUGGAGCAUUUGGUGGACGAGAUGACUGCCAAGCCCAGCGAGAUCACUGACAAUGAGAGCGGCGACAACCACUGCGAGAACACUGUGUGUCACUUUACUGUUAUACGAGGGAGUUUAGACAUGAUUCUACUCGUGCUCCGUGCUGGUUUUUUGGUUUCAUUUCUGGUUUUUACUUUUCCUGAAAUAACGUUAGCCAAAAAAUGCGACGAAAGACUUAAGAAUCUCCAGAAUUCAUUUGAUAGCCUUAGAUUUAGACUUGAAGACCAGGCCUUUGCUAACAACGGUUUAGGAAACAGCGGGCAGGAUGCGUUAAAUGUUAAGCUCGAAAAAGAAAAACAGGAUCUGGAAAGAAGAGUAGUAAGCCUCGAGGAAGCUCUAACUGACUCCAAUAGACAAAUGUCCCUCCUUAAAGCUAGAGUCUCAGAAUUAGAACGUAAAAACCAGGAGCAAGAAAACAGACUAGCAACUGUGGAAGAGAACAGUCUUGUGUCUGAAAUGAAAAGUUCAAAUUGGGAGAUAUUUCUUGACGGAAAAAAACAGAAGCAAACGAAACAGGUUGAAAUUGUUAAUGAAAAGGACACACCACUAAACAUUUUGGAAAGUUCUCCAUCAAAUGGCGAUAAUUUCACACAAACAAAAGAGCUUCUGACGCCAAAAACCAAACACGAGGUGUCAGUUCAGGGAUUUUCUCAAAUGGAUGAUGCACGAAACGUCUUAGUGGAAAAACGCGGACUUCAAAACACAAAGGUUUCUUUCCCUGAUGGUGUUGCCUUUUCAGCAUACGUAUCGACAUACGAGACUGAGAUAUCAAAAGACCACACCAUUAAAUUUGACAGAAUUGUGACCAACAUCGGCAACCACUACAAUUCCUACUCUGGAACGUUUACUGCUCCACGACAUGGCGUCUAUGCAUUUUCUUGGAAUCUUUAUUGUUACGCGGAGGGUUAUAUCUAUUCCCAAAUUGUCGUCAAUUCUAAUGCUGUAGGCGCAAUGCUUACAAUAGCAGAGGGAGCAACAAACAUAAGGACUACGACAGGAUUCAUGGUGGUGGAGGUGAAUCAAGGAGAUGUAGUUUUUGUCCGCACACAUCCAACUGACAACCACAUUGGUAAUCUCUAUAGUGCUCCAGACUGGCGAUCGUCUUUCAAUGGAUGGAAACUAUUCUAA
Ostrea edulis (European flat oyster) is the source of this 1167-nucleotide messenger RNA. RefSeq lists its product as uncharacterized. The record is from RefSeq and is a predicted model, not a curated record. Gene Ontology annotation, molecular function: protein binding. Lineage: Eukaryota; Metazoa; Mollusca; Bivalvia; Ostreida; Ostreidae. Bases 1 to 1167 code for a protein of 388 amino acids. The transcript has 3 exons.